AUGCAGAAUACCAUGCAGCAGACACAAAAAGAAACUAAAACUUCCAUCAAAGUUGGUUUAUUUGGAAUUAAGCUAAUUCGUACAAGUAAGACUACACAAACAUCGGGUUGUGUUCAUCAUGAACCUACAUCCCACAUGCUUGAGUUAACGUUUAAUGAUAGUAGUAUACCUCAAGAAACCAGCCUAUACAAACCAAAAACGACAAUAAACAAACAAGAACUGCAAUCCAAAGCUGGUGAAGAUCAAUUUGAUGGAGUGACCGUUAAUGACAGUGAGAAUAUAGAAAAUAUUUUGAUGGAAAUGGAAAAAGAAAUCGAAAAAAACCCCAAAGAAAUCAAAAAAGAAAUCAAAAAAAUCGAAAAAGAAAUCAAAAAAGAAAUCAAAAAGAAUGGGAUAAAUGAAUAUGUAAAAAAACUGAUCUCAGAACCUAAUUAUAAGACUAAAGAUGUAUAUGAAAGCAAACUAUUUUUAUAUAUAAAUCUAAUUGAUAUUGCUAAAUUAAAAAAAAUACUGGGAAAAUAUUUUAAUUUAGAAGAUCCAUUAUUAACAACAGAAAUUAAAAAAGAACUAAAUUCAAAAUACCCAGGAUUGAACAUAAACGAAGCUGAUGAUAUACUUAGGGUCACUGUUAAUUUUAUUAUUAUGAUGUAUAUGCGUCAGAAAAUAGGUAAUAAACUACAAUGUUUAUUCAAAAUCGACAUCGAAAUAGAUAUAUUAAUAAGUAAAAUGAAUCCUAAAAAAAUAGUGUGUCUUGAGAUUAAAGAUCAUAACAUCAUUCCCACCCUGGUUUCUAUUAAGGAAUUAAGUAGUAUAAUACCAUUGUAUAGUAAUAUCCUCAAUGAGGGAUUAAAAAACUUUUGCAAUAACUGUGAUUUAAUAACAAUAUUAUUUAAUCAAGAAAUACCAUCAAAUAUAGUUAAUAUUAUGGUAGAAUUAGGCAAUGAAAAUGUUGAAAUUCUCAAAAAAAUCAUAGAAAAUAUUGACGGCAAAUAUAAACAAUCAGGGAGUACUGAUGCAGUUGAUUUGAAGAUCGAUACAGAUCUUUCUACUUUUUCAGCGCAUGUGCAUUGUCUACCGAAUGAAAAUAUAAUGUAUACCUUUUUAAUAUAUUUGGUAUACAAUCGAAAUUCUCUUCCAUGGGAAUAUCUUAUAAAAAAUAUAGAAAAUGAAAUUAUUCAAACAAACAAUAAAGAUUCUAACGAUUCGCAGAAAUCAAGUGAUGAAAAAUUGCCUGAGGAAUCUGCUCAAAAUGAAAAUCGUGAUAGUUUAACAAAUCAUUUAUGCUUCCGAUUUAUUUUUUUGGUUUAUAUACUAAUGAUUAUUUGUAUUUCUAAUGAUAAUAAAAAAAACACAGUAACUGCAGAUCUUCUAAAUGUUAUGGUAUAG
Ordospora colligata OC4 is the source of this 1386-nucleotide messenger RNA. RefSeq lists its product as uncharacterized. The record is from RefSeq and is a predicted model, not a curated record. The coding region runs from base 1 to 1386 and encodes 461 amino acids. NCBI's taxonomy places the organism in Eukaryota, Fungi, Microsporidia, Ordosporidae. The transcript has a single exon.